AUGCCGUUCUCCCAAUUCAUCAAACGGCUGGCGGAGCCUGUCAUAACAUAUAUCAGAGGCUUUCUGUUGAAUACCAUACGGCAAGGUCCUAUUCCAAAACAUGUGGCAUUUAUCAUGGAUGGAAACCGACGAUAUGCGAGAGAACACGAUUUACCUAUUGUGGACGGACACAAGCGCGGAAUCGAAUCGCUGAUGAAAAUGCUAGAUGAAGGCUUCGAAUGUGGCAUAGAAGUGAUAACGAUCUACGCUUUCAGCCUUGAAAACUUCCACCGACCCAAAGAACAGGUUUAUGACCUGAUGGUCUUACUCAAGGGUUUUGUCUCACAAUUCGCCCCACAAAGUCCACUGGUGAAGAAGUUCGAUCUUAAACUACGAGUGGUAGGUCGUGUGGAAUUGUUAGAGGAGGACUUUCGGAAGAUUGUCCAAGAGACCGCGGAUAGGCUGAAGAACAACCGGGGCAAGAUUCUAAAUGUCUGUCUAGCAUAUACAGCCAGAGAUGAGAUCACCACGGCUAUAAGCAAGACGGCUACUAGUUGUGUUUCGACUGGUGAAAUAACAGCAAAAGCCUUGUCAGACAAUAUGUUCAUCGGUUCCCCAGCCCCAGACCUUUUGAUACGCAGCUCAGGUGUCCACCGUCUGAGUGAUUUUCUGCUCUGGCAAUGUCACCAAAACACAGUCAUAGAGAUCGUGGAUGUGAAAUGGCCGGAGUUCGGAAUGCGGGCUAUGGGUUUGAUUUUAUUGAAGUGGCAAAGACGGAGAAAGUCUUGCAUUUUACCAGAGGCCCAAGAGAAAGAGAAAACCCCUGGAUAG
Molecule: messenger RNA, 810 nt
Organism: Penicillium samsonianum
Lineage: Eukaryota; Fungi; Ascomycota; Eurotiomycetes; Eurotiales; Aspergillaceae
Product: undecaprenyl diphosphate synthase family protein
Exons: 2
Coding region: 1-810 (269 amino acids)
Cellular component (GO): dehydrodolichyl diphosphate synthase complex; lipid droplet; membrane
Molecular function (GO): ditrans,polycis-polyprenyl diphosphate synthase [(2E,6E)-farnesyl diphosphate specific] activity
Source: RefSeq, a predicted model, not a curated record